This is a messenger RNA of Suncus etruscus (white-toothed pygmy shrew), 1749 nucleotides long. It is a transcript of the gene FKBP10, whose product is annotated as FKBP prolyl isomerase 10. The transcript has 10 exons. NCBI's taxonomy places the organism in Eukaryota, Metazoa, Chordata, Mammalia, Eulipotyphla, Soricidae. Gene Ontology annotation, molecular function: calcium ion binding; peptidyl-prolyl cis-trans isomerase activity. The record is from RefSeq and is a predicted model, not a curated record. The coding region runs from base 1 to 1749 and encodes 582 amino acids.
AUGCUCCCCCUGGCACCCCGAGGCGCCCCCCUACCCCGGUGCACCCUGUUGCAGCUCCUACUUCUGCUGGUGCAGGCCGUGGGGAGGGGGCUGGGCCGUGCCAGCCCGGCGGGGGGCCCCCUGGAAGAUGUGGUCAUCGAAAGGUACCACAUCCCCAAAACAUGUCCACGAGAGGUGCAGAUGGGAGAUUUUGUGCGCUACCACUACAAUGGCACUUUUGAGGACGGCAAGAAGUUUGACUCGAGCUAUGACCGCAGUACCCUGGUGGCCAUCGUGGUGGGUGUGGGACGCCUCAUUACCGGCAUGGACCGAGGCCUCAUGGGCAUGUGUGUCAACGAGCGUCGCCGCCUCAUUGUGCCUCCCCACCUGGGCUACGGCAGCAUCGGUGUGGCGGGGCUCAUUCCCCCGGAUGCCACCCUCUACUUCGACCUGGUCCUGCUGGACGUGUGGAACAAGGCGGACAGCGUGCAGGUGAGCACCUUGCAGCGCCCACCCCAGUGCACCCGAAUGGUUCAGGACACCGACUUUGUCCGCUACCACUACAACGGCACCCUGCUGGAUGGCACUACCUUCGACACUAGCUAUAGUCGGGGAGGCACUUAUGACACCUACAUCGGCUCCGGUUGGCUCAUCAAGGGCAUGGAUCAGGGGCUACUGGACAUGUGCCCGGGCGAGUGGAGGAAGAUCAUCAUCCCUCCGUUCCUAGCCUAUGGCGAGAAAGGCUAUGGGACCGUGAUCCCCCCACAUGCCUCGCUGGUCUUCCAUGUCCUGCUGAUCGACGUGCACAACCCUAAGGACACAGUGCAGCUGGAGACACUAGAGCUGCCGCCCGGCUGUGUCCGGAAAGCCGUGGCUGGUGACUUCAUGCGCUACCACUACAAUGGUUCCCUCAUGGACGGCACUGUCUUUGACUCCAGCUACUCCCGAAACCACACCUACAACACCUACGUGGGGCAGGGUUAUAUCAUCCCUGGCAUGGACCAGGGGCUGCAGGGUGCAUGCAUGGGGGAACGCCGGAGGAUCACCAUCCCUCCACACCUCGCCUAUGGAGAGAACGGGACAGGAGACAAGAUCCCAGGCUCUGCUGUGCUGAUCUUUGACGUGCACGUCAUCGACUUUCACAACCCUGCGGACCCUGUGGAGGUGAAGACGCUGUCUCGAGCCACUGAAAGCUGCAAUGAGACGUCAGGGCCCGGGGACUUUGUCCGCUACCAUUACAACUGUUCUCUGCUGGAUGGCACCCGUCUCUUCUCCUCCCAUGACUACGAUACCCCCCAGGAGGCGACUCUGGGGGCUAACAAGGUGAUCGAAGGUCUGGACACUGGCCUGCAGGGCAUGUGCGUGGGAGAGAGGCGGCAGCUCAUUGUACCCCCACACCUGGCCCACGGGGAGAGUGGAGCACGGGGCGUCCCAGGCAGCGCUGUGCUGCUGUUUGAGGUCGAGCUGGUAUCCCGGGAGGAUGGACUCCCUCCUGGCUACCUCUUUGUGUGGCAUGAAGACCCUCCUGGUAAUCUGUUUGAAGGCAUGGACCUCAACAAGGAUGGCGAGGUCCCCUUGGAGGAGUUCUCCACCUUCAUCAAGGCUCAAGUCAGUGAGGGAAAAGGACGACUGAUGCCCGGGAAGGACCCCGAGAAAACCAUUGGCGACAUGUUCCAGAACCAGGACCGCAACCAGGAUGGCAAGAUCACAGCAGAAGAGUUGAAGCUGAAGUCUGAUGAGGAUCAGGAGCGGGUCCAUGAGGAGCUCUGA